CCAGAGUCCGAGCCACCUCCUUCCCACGUACUUCACACCCAGGGGUGGGCACCCACGCGCGGGCACCUGGCGGACACCCGCACGGCUGCACUGCGCCCAGCACACGCAGUCACACGACACAAACUCACACCCAUUUGCGCGUACCCGCAGCGUUCCUGCGCUUAUGUUCCGUUUCCCCACGCAGAGUCCUCAGGCCCCUUUGACCAAACAUUACCCGAGGGCUGAGGGUAGCAGCCGCAGGGGUCAGGUCACCCCUCUUGGAAACAUUCUCGCCUGGAAGGCACAGGAGCUGUUUGCUACCAUGGUUUGGGAAGGUGAAAGCCCAAAUGUUUGACUGAGUCCUUCAGAUGUUUUCCCCGACCGUGGGGAGCCCCCGCCGCCCUACAGGUGCCAGAAUGGCAGUAACUUUGGGGCCUUCGGACUCCUCAGGGAGGACUCUUAUUUUGAAGACCGGCCCCCAUUCGCCACCCCCGUGAUUUGCACGCUGACCCAAUGGCUAGCCCUUGGCCGGCUCUCUGCUUGUUAUCAAUUACAUGUUGUUCCUACAGCCGCUGUGUCCCCGGGAGGAUAAACAGCAGGCCUGGCCUGCUAAGAGAGGGGGCGGAGUCCAGCGGCCUGCCGGGGACUGUGCCCAGAACAGGGUGCCCCCUCCCCCUGCACGCAGCCUGCGCCUCUGGCUGCGCCACGUGCUGCUGUUUUUCAGGGACCGGCUUGAGCGCUGGCACUCAGGCUUUCAAGCCCUGGGUCCAGGAAGUCCUGGAUCCCCUGGGCACUCAGUACCUCACUGUCCCCAGGGGUUGCUUAGCACCGUUUUAAGAUCGUGUUAACUGGUUGGGGCCACUCCACUCCUGCAUCCAUUUGCUUCUGGGUUCUGGACUCGUUCAGCAAAGUCACCACAGGCUCGGCCAGGCCAGCAUGGUGGACCACUUGCUUCCAGUGGACGAGACCUUCUCGUCACCGAAAUGCCCAGUGGGAUACCUGGGAGAUAGGCUGGCCAGCCGGCAGCCAUACCACAUGUUGCCCUCGCCCAUCUCCGAGGAUGACAGCGAUGUCUCCAGCCCCUGCUCUUGUGCCAGCCCUGACUCGCAAGCCUUCUGUUCCUGCUAUAGUGCAGGUCCGGGCCCUGAGGCCCAGGGCAGCAUCUUGGAUUUCCUCCUAUCCCGGGCCACACUGGGCAGUGGUGGUGCCAGUGGAGGUGUCGGAGAUGGCAGUGGCCCUGUGACCUGGGGAUCGUGGAGGAGAGCCUCUGUGCCUGUGAAGGAGGAACAUCUUUGCUUCCCUGAAUUUCUGUCAGGGGACCCUGAUGAUGUCUCCAGGCCCUUCCAGCCUACCCUGGAGGAGAUUGAAGAAUUCUUGGAAGAGAACAUGGAGGCUGAGGUCAAGGAGGCCCCAGAGAGCAGCAGCAGGGACCUGGAAGCCUGUAGCCAGCUCUCAGCUGGGUCACACCGGAGCCACCUCCAUCCAGAGUCCGGUGGGAGAGAGUGCCGUACCCCACCACCAGGUGGCACCAGUGGGGGUGGUACCCAAGGUGCAGGUGAGGGGUCAGCUCAUGAUGGCCCCAUGCCGGUGCUACUGCAGAUCCAGCCUGUUGCUGUGAAGCAGGAAGCAGGUGCAGGGCCAGCCUCCCCAGGGCAGGCCCCGGAGAGCGUCAAGGUCGCCCAGCUUCUGGUCAACAUCCAGGGGCAGACCUUUGCACUCCUGCCUCAAGUGGUACCAUCCUCCAACUUGAACCUGUCCUCAAAGUUUGUGCGAAUUGCGCCUGUGCCCAUUGCCGCCAAACCUAUUGGCUCAGGAUCCCUAGGGCCCGGCCCUGCUGGUCUCCUUGUGGGCCAGAAGUUCCCCAAGAACCCAGCAGCAGAACUUCUCAAAAUGCACAAAUGCACUUUCCCAGGCUGCAGCAAGAUGUACACCAAGAGCAGCCACCUCAAGGCCCACCUGCGCCGGCACACAGGCGAGAAGCCCUUUGCCUGCACCUGGCCGGGCUGCGGCUGGAGGUUUUCACGCUCAGAUGAGUUGUCACGGCACCGACGAUCUCACUCGGGUGUGAAGCCGUACCAGUGUCCCGUAUGCGAGAAGAAAUUCGCGCGGAGUGACCACCUCUCCAAACACAUCAAGGUGCAUCGCUUCCCACGAAGCAGCCGCGCAGUACGCGCCAUCAACUGAGCGCAGUGGCCGCCCUCCCCUCCCCCACCUCCACAUUUUGUUUUUAAAUGCAAUAACUUAUUGCCUCUUUCAGAAGGAUGUGACAAUAUUACCAGUCCCCCUUCUGAAUCUUAGGAGGUAUGACCCAGAGCCGCCGUGGCUGCCUUUCCGGGGAGGACCCAGAGUCCCCAAGGUCCCUGGGGGCUGGUUCCCCGGUGGCCCAGGUGGCCCAGGCAGGCCUGUGCCCUUGUGCCUUUGUGCCUUCCUGCCAGCUGGAAGCAGUGUUUGGGGGGCCCUUGCCCUCCUCCCAUUGGGCUCCCUACCAGGGCCAAAGCCAACAUUAUCACUGGGGAAGGAGUGUUUUGGCUGUGUCGAAAUAGUAGCUCCCAGAGGAAGCCAUGCUGAGAAAAAGGAAGUAGGUCAAAAGCGCAGGGCUGUACUGUGGUGCGAGGACCGCCAUAUGCAAGAGGCCUCUGAGGGUCCAGGAGGAUGGCCACCCUCGCUCUAGGCCCUAACGCAAGUGCUUAAAUGCAAGACAAAUGGAGCCAUAUCCAUCCAUACCCAGCCUGGCUCACCCUCCUCCAGACGCCAACCUCCUGGCUGUGGUGGGAAGCGAAAGGAGCAGGUCUGGUGGAUGCAAAGCGACUAGCUAGCGCCUCCCAGUCUGACUUAGAUCCGCAUUCCUCGUCAGGUCUAGAAAUUAGUACCAAUUGAACUAGCUUGUUUCGACAGGUCUGUUUCACAUCCUAUGAAUGUAUGUAAAUAAACUGUACAUAGGUGCGCAUCUACAUAAAAUAUCUUUUAAUAACACGUUGACAUUUGUGUAAAUUUGAAAUUUAAAAAAAUUCUAUGAAGUCAGUGUACAUAUGUUACAAUUAUGUAUAUUUUCUUUGGUCCUUCAUAAAAAAUAUAUUUACUUUGCCAAUAAAAAGAGAGAAAAAAAAAAGAACUCAA
This is a messenger RNA of Rattus norvegicus (Norway rat), 3096 nucleotides long. It is a transcript of the gene Klf15, whose product is annotated as KLF transcription factor 15. Gene Ontology annotation, biological process: cellular response to endothelin; positive regulation of DNA-templated transcription. Gene Ontology annotation, molecular function: transcription cis-regulatory region binding; DNA-binding transcription factor activity. NCBI's taxonomy places the organism in Eukaryota, Metazoa, Chordata, Mammalia, Rodentia, Muridae. The record is from RefSeq and is a predicted model, not a curated record. Gene Ontology annotation, cellular component: nucleus.